AUGCCGGCAGUCCGCUCCCUUUUCACUCUUUCCGUUUUGGCAACUUGCCUGGCGCAAGUGUUGGCUGAUGGUCACAUGGGCGGUGACAUGGGUGACGACAAGGGAGGCGAAGGUGGCUUCGGCAGCUUUGGCGGUGGCAGCGACAAAGACAUGACAGAGGGUUCGUGGGAAGGCGGGAACAGCUACGAUCAAUACAUGACCCAAACGAUGUACGAAGCAUCAGUCAUGACUGUCGAGAUGCCCACAACCAUUUUCAAAGCUGAAGAUUGCCCUCCCGCAGCUACCAGCACCAUUACCGAAACGUCCACCGUCACUGCCGCUUCAGCGUGUUCCUCCGCCGUUACCGCGUACGUGACUCAGUGGAUGAAUGCUCCUCCUGGCUGUUGGUGCGGUGGGGGUGAGGCUCCUAUGUCCGGCUGGGAGAUGGGGUGGGGAGGACCCUCGCCACUCGGGGAUGCCCCAGUCUUCACUUCUUUCAACGCCGCCUUUACCCAAGGUCUAUCCUCUAUCCCGGCGUCUGAAGCAGUUCAGACUGGAGUUACAGUUGCUGGAGCCGCUGCUGCGCCGUCCCCAACUGCCGCGGUUUCUGUAGGUGGCUUUUCCACAGAAGAAUCAAGUUCAAUGACGACAUCUGGUACGGAAUCUUCUGGUUCAAGCAGCGUCCCAUCUAACAUGGCGGAGUCUACUAAAGCAGGGGAGGCUCCUGAGCCAGAAGCUUCGACCACGACGACUACCUCAUCGUCAUCAGCAUCUAUAUCUACCACACUCUCAGAAACGACAACUAUGAUUUCUACGACAUCGAUUUCACUAGCAUCUGCGGAAGCUGCCUCAACAACUGGCGACGGCAGUUUCCCAGUCGGUUCCUUCCAAACCCUCGAUCCUGCAACGCUCACACUCAAGAACGCCUAUACCUUGGGCAUCGGGAAGAGAGCGCCCCAACCAACACUGCUAUCACCAUAG
This is a messenger RNA of Rhinocladiella mackenziei CBS 650.93, 960 nucleotides long. RefSeq lists its product as uncharacterized. The record is from RefSeq and is a predicted model, not a curated record. Bases 1 to 960 code for a protein of 319 amino acids. The transcript has 4 exons. Lineage: Eukaryota; Fungi; Ascomycota; Eurotiomycetes; Chaetothyriales; Herpotrichiellaceae.